Molecule: messenger RNA, 375 nt
Organism: Knipowitschia caucasica
Lineage: Eukaryota; Metazoa; Chordata; Actinopteri; Gobiiformes; Gobiidae
Source: the annotation of a GenBank genome assembly
AUGCUAACAGUUAGCGUCGAACCAGACACGGAGCUGCUUCCUGACCACCCUGCGGUCCGGUCAGAGGUCCGGUCAGAGGUCCGGUCAGUCCCCUAUGACCGCCGCAGACUGGGACAGUACCUGAGAAGCGGCCUGGAGGGGUCUGUGGUCAGAUUUGUGCUGUUUCUGACUGAUACUGAUGUGACCAUAGUUCUGCUGCUGUCUGCUGUGAAGAACAAGUGUUUUAAGAACCUCAGAGGUAAAGCCAGUGUUUGUUGCAGCCUGCAGGUAUGUGGCCCAGAAGAUCCGUGCCUCCUUCAGGGACCAGCCGGAGAACGUGAGCGGCCCCUCCUGACAGCAGGCAAAAGGAGAGAAGAGGAGCAUGAUGGGCCCUGA